AUGAAGCACCGGGCGCGUCAAACCGUCUUUUGGCCGGGCAAAUCGAACGACAUCACUUUAUGGGUGGAAAGCUGCCAGGCAUGUCAGGAGAGGCUCCCGCGUCAACAGAAGGAGCCCCUAAUGCACGACCCACUGCCAACACGGGUGUUUGAAGAUGUUUUCGCCGACCUUUUCCUGGUGGGCCCGCUACACGUCCUCGUUUAUGCGGACCGCCUAUCCGGAUGGCCCGUCGUUCACCAAUGGCGUCACGACCCGUCCGCACGUGAAGUUACACAGGCUGUCAUUGAAAAUUUCGUCGACCUGGGCGUUCCCGUGCGGAUGCGUUCCGAUAUCGGCCCACAGUUCGAAGCCCACAGUUUCCAGACCAAAUUACGCCAAUGGGGCGUAGGGUGGGGCAACACUACACCACACUACCCCCAAAGCAACGGCCAUGUGGAAGCAUCAGUUGCAGCGAUGAAGGACCUAGUGACCAAAAUCUCAACCCACGGUGAUAUCACAUCGGACGAGUUCACCCGCGGAAUGUUGGAGUUCCGAAACAACCCGAGGGAAAACGACAAGUCACCAGCGGAAAUCAUUUUCAGACAUCCGUUACGGUCCAUUAUUCCAGCGCACCGAACGGCAUACGCUACUCGUUGGCAGUCGGCCAUGGAAGGCCGUCACCGGCAAACAGCGAUCGACGUGGAGGUCAAGUUCCGUUACGACGAACACGCUCGGCCACUUGCCCCGCUAUCAUUGGGCAGCCACGGGCGGGUGCGGGAUCCAACGUCAAAACUCUGGUACAAAGUCAGCGUCGUGGUCGGCAUAGGCCGUUAUCGCUCUUACCGGAUCAAAUUCGCAAGCGGGAGCGUGUUGUGGCGCAACCGAAGAUUUCUCCGACCGAUGGUAGCUGUUCCGAAUACUAACGAGCCGCCAGCAUUUCACGGAGGCGCUGGCGCGGAUGACAGCACGGAGGUUCAGCAGGCGGCAGCCGGGCAGUUGGAUGGCACACAACAGGACAACAUCCCAAGUGCGUCUCUCCCUCCCGGGACCACCAGCAAUUCGCUCGAUACAGCAGCAGACGCUGGACAACAGCCCGUACGUCAGGGUGAGCGUCUUCGAAAGAAGAGAGUGAUGUUCGACAUAUAA
This is a messenger RNA of Daphnia magna, 1125 nucleotides long. RefSeq lists its product as uncharacterized. The transcript has a single exon. Lineage: Eukaryota; Metazoa; Arthropoda; Branchiopoda; Diplostraca; Daphniidae. Gene Ontology annotation, biological process: DNA integration. The record is from RefSeq and is a predicted model, not a curated record. Gene Ontology annotation, molecular function: nucleic acid binding. Bases 1 to 1125 code for a protein of 374 amino acids.